Baudoinia panamericana UAMH 10762 is the source of this 1558-nucleotide messenger RNA. RefSeq lists its product as uncharacterized. NCBI's taxonomy places the organism in Eukaryota, Fungi, Ascomycota, Dothideomycetes, Mycosphaerellales, Teratosphaeriaceae. The transcript has 4 exons. Bases 253 to 1437 code for a protein of 394 amino acids. The record is from RefSeq and is a predicted model, not a curated record. Gene Ontology annotation, cellular component: plasma membrane. Gene Ontology annotation, molecular function: glycerol channel activity; water channel activity. Gene Ontology annotation, biological process: glycerol transmembrane transport; water transport.
CUCCGACCGAUACUCUUAUCGUCGAUGAAGCUGUCCAGCACGCGAUCAACGUAUGGGGUAAUGCUGCACCUCUCAGCUCACCAUUUGGAUGGGGCACGUUCCGAUAAUGCUGGACCCCGCAGACGGGAUGGUUAGAUUAUCAGAUACCGUCAUGGUAGGCGGCAUAUUGAGUGUUAGCAUUCGUCCUGCUCUCUGUAGUCCUUAGGGUUUCGCUUUCCUCUACCGCAGUCUCUAUAACACAACUAGCCAAGCAUGAGUACAGCACCGACAUUUGCGGCCCGCCAGAGUUCAGCGGCUACGGAAGACUCGUCAAGUAAAGAGUCACCUAGAGACAAGGAAGACCCACUAGCUCUGCACCACCUUCCCACCGCCACAGCGUCUUUCCACGAACAUGUAGGCGUCGAGGCUACUGCAAAGGACUCCAACCUACGGAGGACGACAUCGACUAUCCAGCGUACACGAGGCCUGCUAGGUCUUCAUCCAAUUGCACCUGUGAUUGAAGAACAUGACACUGCCGAACAUUCUGACCUUUGGUGGUCUAAAAUCCGGCUUAUUCUUCGAGAACCUCUGCUUGAAUUCUUCGGAACGUUCAUUCUUGUUCUCUUCGGUGACGGAUCAGUAGCACAAGUCCUGCUAUCUACAGGUCAAAAGUCUGCACCAGGCGGUGACGGUUAUGGCAAUUACAAUAACAUCAAUUGGGGUUGGGCUCUCGGAGUCAUGCUGGGAAUAUAUGUGGCUGGCGAUAGCGGCGCGUACCUGAACCCAGCAAUUACCUUCACGAGCUGCGUCCUCCGCAAGCUGCCCUGGCGACGCUUUCCCGCCUAUCUCAUCGCUCAAUUCCUGGGCGGCUUUGUCGCGGCAGGCGUCAUCUACGCCAACUACAUCAACGGUAUCAACAAGGUCGAAGGCCACAACAUCCGCACCGUCCCACCUUCGCCAACAGCCACGGCUGGAAUUUUCUGCACGUACCCGCAGCCCGGCGUAACGAAAGCGGGCCAGUUCUUUGACGAAUUCAUCGCUAGCGCUCUCCUGAUGUUUGUCAUCUUCGCGCUGAAAGAUGACUCAAAUAAGGGAAGCUUCUCAGCGAGUGGGUCUUUCUUCCCACUCGCGCUAUUCUUCCUAAUCUACGGCAUCGGUGCAUGUUUUGGGUGGCAAACCGGCUAUGCCAUCAAUCUUGCUCGUGACUUCGGGCCGAGGUUGAUGUCGUACGCGGUCGGUUAUGGCGAUGCUGUGUGGUCGGCAGGUGGCUAUUAUUUCUGGAUACCGAUAGUGGCGCCCUUCUGCGGGUGUCUGUUCGGUGGUCUCCUGUAUGAUGUCUUCAUUUAUACAGGCCCCUCGCCCAUUAACACACCGUGGUUCGGCUUGAAGGAAUUCUUGCAUCCGAGGAAGGCGAUUAGGGAUCGAAUCCAGCAACAGAAAGCGGAAGGCCUCGUAUGAACGCUUAGCCUUCCUGGCUGUGACAGUGGCCAUUGCUUGACUUUACUUAACUUAGCGUGCUUAUUCAAGGUGAAGUGAUGACCAGAAGAGAGAGUCAAAAUUUUAUCGAACCUUCUUGCCA